Messenger RNA from Aspergillus campestris IBT 28561, 225 nucleotides. RefSeq lists its product as uncharacterized. The record is from RefSeq and is a predicted model, not a curated record. NCBI's taxonomy places the organism in Eukaryota, Fungi, Ascomycota, Eurotiomycetes, Eurotiales, Aspergillaceae. The transcript has 2 exons. Bases 1 to 225 code for a protein of 74 amino acids.
AUGGGUUUCAUCGAUAAGUUGCAAGCCAAGAUCGAACUCUACCGCCUGGAGCAGCGCUACGCUCGUCGCAAGCAUCGCAGCACCUUCUCCGAUGUCCACUACGUUGAUGGCGAAUAUGUCUACUCCAAUGGCUCGAACUCCCCGACGGGUACCGUCUCCAAGAACUCCACGGGAAACCACUGGAAGGCGUCGACAUCGAGUUCCGCUGACUCCCGAUGGCGUUGA